AUGUCGUCGUGGCUCUCCGCCAAAAUCUCCGCUCUCGGAGAGCGGGUGAUGGACAGCGUGCUCGACGCCGUUGUCCAGAACCAAGAUGUGCACAUCAAGAAUCUGCAAAACAUGCAGCAGUGGAACAUUUCGCGUCUGGUGAACCGCGUGGUGAACGCCAAGUACUUUUACAAGCAGAACAACGUGGAGAGCUCGCCAGACUUCGACGCCCUGUUUCCGCCCUCGUUUUCCCCGGUGCCUGUGUCGCGCGCUUCGUCCGCGCAGAGCGGAUGCGCCGCGCAGCCACGAGAUGCCUCCUCGUCGGCCGCGUCUCUAUUCGUCCCCCAAGGCCCCAUAGGGCGCUUGGAAAUCUGCGUCGGCUCCUGCUCCCUCGUGCUUUUCACCGCCGAGGGCGGCCGCGUCUUGCCUCAUGUGGCCAUGCUGCAGAGGCAGCAGCAGCACCAGCAGUUGCUGUGGCAGACAGUCAUUCAUGUCGAGAAUCAGGAGCAAAGAAGUCCGUGCUACAAGAUGGAGCAGCGGGACGCCUACUCGACAAACGAGAUCCUGUUCAACGACUCCUACGAGUUCCCAGUUCGGGACCUGUGGACAGAUAUCUGCAUCAACGUUUUUGCUUUGAAGACGAAGCGCCACAUCAUCAUCCACCCUUCGUCGUCGUCUCCAGGGGCCGCCGGCGCCUCUGUCUCUUCGAGCUGCAGACACUCUUCUCACCACCAUUCGAGCCGCCACUCGCGCUCGCGGGCGUCCCCUGCCGGCGGGGCGUCGGCUUCUUCCGCUGAGUCGUCCGCCGGCGCGACCGGGGGCCUCGCGGGCGAUGCGGGCGCGUUGGGCUCCUCCACGGACGCGUCCCUCGGGGCCUCGGCGCCGGCGGGCGCCGGCAACAGGGAGCGGUCCGACGGAGCCGGCAGGGCCGCGGGGCAGGACGACGGAGAGCGAGGCCUCGAGGCGGGCGCGUGCAGCGUGGACAGCUGCCGCGGCAGCCGCAUGUAUUCCCCGUCUCCGCCUUCCGACUCGCCUCCCACCUCGCGCCACUCUUCGCAUGCGACGCUGUCGCAUAGCUCGCUGAGUCCCUCGGGCGUCCCCAAGGCCUCCACCUUGCCGGCGGCGUCUUCUUCCUCGUCUUCGCGUGAGGGCCGCUACCUCUACGGCCGCGCCAUCGUGCCGCUCUCCGCUUUUCUGUCCUCCACGCCUCCGCAGUGGGAGGCGCACGAGCGGCGCGGCGAGCCUGCAUCGCGCCACAGAAGAGAGUCGUUGCUGUGGCGCGGCGUCCAGAGCGUGCGCGAGCGCAUGUGGGGCCGGAGCGAGCGAGGCGAAAAAUUAAGGAAGGCCGACGACGCAGGCGACAGCGAAGAGCGCAGAGUCAGCCGCGCAGAGUUCUGGGUGCAGCUCUUCCCCGACAACAACAAACUAUCCGAGCGAAAAUUCCUCAAGCCCGUCAAAGGCUUCGAGGAGUUUGGCAUGAAGAAUCCCCUGAGCACUCUGGGCUUUCUGCGCGUCGCAGUGGCCUUCGAGUGGCUGCAUGAACCCGCAGUCUCGCCGCUGCUGUCGUGUCUGCUGCCGCCGUCUCAUCUCUGGGUGGUGCCGCUGAAGCCCGAGCCGCACUUCGUGGAGUCCUUCUCGCGCCGAUGCAAAGACGUUCUCGAGGAGCCUCCCCGCUGGAUAGACCUCUUCUUCCACUUCGGCGGACACUUGGCGGACCGGACGUGGUCGGGGUCUGCGUGCUGGUUUCUUUUUUGGAUAAACUUGUUUUACCUCACGUGUCUCGCGCCUCUGUGGCAAGUCCCGGCUUGUGUGUUUCUGGCGGUCGGUUUCAUCUCUUUUUCGUAUUUUCUUCUACGUCAAAAUCGUUUUUUUCGAGGCGCCGCGGCUCACCUCGCGCGCGCGACCGUCCCCCUGGCGGCGCCGCCGCUGUCGUUUCACACGCCGACAUGGGCGGCGCCGGUGUCACCGUCGUUCUCUCUCUUGCUUCCUUCUGCCUCUCCGUCGCUCUCAGCCUCUGCGUCGCUCGCGUCUUGCUCGGCGCCUGCGUGCCUGCUGGCCUCCGGCUCUUCGUCUUCUGGGACCCCUGCGUUUUCGGCUGGUGCUGCUGCGCCGCCCGCCCCGCCGGAGGCCUCGCCGUUCUUCCGCUACAAAGACAAGCGCGAUAAGAGCUCGAGAUCCCUCGUCGCGCCGCUGGGCGACUGCCCCGAGGGCAGCGACUGGGAGGAAGGCUUCUCGGAUGACGCGGCGUGGCCUCAGGCAUUCAAAGAGGCGAACAGGGCCGACCAGGGCCGCGCCUGGCCCCCGCGCCCGCGCCGAGGGUCCUCCUGCUCGGUCAUGGGCGAGGGCGAGGAAACCCGCGAGAACCGCCCUCCCGCUCGACGGCGCCUCGCGCUCGCCGUCGAUCGCCCUCUGCGCGACGCCGAAGGCAAGGAAGACCUCGAGGCCGACGCGGCGGAGGCGCGAGACGCACGGCGGAGGCGAAACUGCCUGGAGAAGCCGCCUGAUGCAGCCGACGCCGCCAUCUUGGCUGCGCUCGGCCUCUCCUCCCUCCGCUCCUCCUUCUCCUUCUCGGGAGCGGAGCCGGUCGCGAAGCGCCCCGCAGAAAACCCGCGAGGCGACGAUGAACCCGACAGCAGACAGUCCUUGGACUACUUCUUCGCCGGCUCCGAGGGCGCCGAGACGAAGCGAAACGAUCGCGAUUCGCCCCUUCAGGGCGCCGCGCCCGCUCCGCCUGCCGCCUUUGCGCCGCGCGAGGAAGACAGCGUCGUCCUCGGGGGCCGCUGGGAGGACAGCGAGAAGGGCGAGGGCUGCAGCGCCGCGGCGCAGCGCGCGGGGCGCGUCUCGAAGGUCUCUUCGCCUUUUGGAGACAUCACGCUCUUUGUCCGCGAAAGCACGAAGGGCGAAGAAGGCAGAGGCCUCGCCUCCGACGAGACCUGGCCCGUUUUCGCCGACGACGAAGCCGAGCCUCUCGUGCAAGAACAACUCAACAAGUUAAUUGAACUCGCCACUGGUCUCCAGAUUGCGACGGGCUAUCUGUCUUCGGUGACAGAGAAGCUGCGUUACGCGUUUAACUGGGAAGAUCCUUUCCUUUCGUUCGCUUCCCUGCUUCUGCUGUUUGUUCACGCCCUCCUCUGGUCGCUGUUGCUCUACGGGGCCACGUUUGUGCCGCUGAUCGUCUUCCGGGUCCUGCUUUUUGUCGGCUUCCUCCUCUUCGGCUUCGUCACAGACCCGCGCGUCCAGGCGCGCGUAGACGAGAAGCUGAAGCGCGAGCUCAGUCGGCGCUCAGAGACUGAAAAGGCUUCCCAGGCCGCUCUCGGCGGCGCGGACGUGGCUGGCAGCGAUGCGAUCGCAGACGGCAGGCCGCACCAGAACCUCGACGCGAGAAACGCCGCCGCCUUGCCCUGCGCAGAGACUGAGGACAGCUGCGGCCGCCUGUCGUCGGCGUCCUCGACUGGCUCCUGCUCGUUGCCCUUCGGCUCCGCUGCAGCCGGGGGGUUCGACGCCCGAGCGGACGGCGCCGAGGGAGACGACGGAGCCCGCGCGGUAGGGGCGACCCCUGAGGACGGCGAGCGCGACGCCGGCGAGAGUGGAUACUCCGCGCGAGGAGGCCGCGACAAGAAGGAGCAGCCCGCGAACCUCAGAGGCCUCACGCCCUCGUCGUGGCUCGCCUCGCUCGUCGGUCCAGCUUCGCCCUUCCUGCCUAGCAAGGACUCCACGGCCCCUGCGGCCGCCGCGGACGUGUCGAGCUCUGCGGGUUUGGGCGCCUCGCCGAUAUGGAAUUUGGUUGACGUUUCUGCGAUUCUGAGGCGGCGCGGGCCGCCCAGCGCGCGCGCAGUGACUCUCGGUCGGCGUCAAAGCGCCUCCUCCGCCUCGUUGCCUCAGGCGACGCGCGACGGCGAGGAGAAGCGCCGCCCGAGCCUGGCGAGCCAAUUCGCAGCCACGGACAAGUCGUAUUCCUGCACAGACGUGACCGACCCGGCGGACGCGGCGCCGCCUGUCGAGCGCCGGGCCUCGUCUCCGUUGCCCGUCUCGCAUCUCUCCUUACUGUCUUCGUUCGAGUCGUCUGCGGGCGCGAGUUCGCCGAGCGCCGAGAGAGUCGGUUUGCUGACCUUUUUAGCGGAAGACACACAGUCGCGCUGUCGCGCACUCGCGUCGAUCUUGUCCGCGCUGCUGCCUUCGUUUCUGUUUGCAAACGCUUCGCCGCUGGCGACGUGUCUGGACGCGCUCGAGGGCGGCGCGCAGCGACUCUCUGCGUUUAUGCAGGCGGCCCUUUUCUGCCCGCUGCUUCGCGCCCUCGAGUCUGCGGUCGCCACCUACUUUUCGCUCCUCUACUUUUGGUGGAUGCGGCUGCCCGACAGAAGAGAGAUCGAGCACCGCUUGAUCGCCUCGACGCAGGUCGUCUCCUCGCUGCACGCCCUCGUGCCGGCGGCGUCUUCUGCGCCGGCCUCGAGGCGCGUCGCCGCGCCGGCGCCGGUCUUCGCGGCGACCUCCCCGCCCUCGGCAAUGGCAACUCGGUCCCUUUUCUCCGUGGACAGCCUCCUCUUUGCGCCAGCGAGGCGCCUCGCGCUCGCACAUGCGGCGCCGGCCGCCGCGGGCGGUGCCGCGCCCGACGUGCGCGAGUACUUGGACAACUACUUUCAGCAGCGCUGGGAGAAGGAGAAUCCGCUGACGGCGUCCGUGUACGCCGCAGCGCCCUAUCUGCUGCCUGCCGCGCAGAAGAAGGGCACCAAGACGAGCGCGAAGAGCGAGGAGAAGGACGUUUUCGCGCGGGACUUGCCGCGGAAGCGCGAGAAGCCCGAGGCCCUGACUGUCCGUGCGCGCGAAGUGAAGCUCGCGGGCGCGGCCUUCGGCUCGACGCUGGACAAAGAAGCCGUCAUUGCACGCGCGACCAGCGGCGGGUACGCGCCAGAAGUUGCCCUUUUCGCCUCGAACUUGUCUCCACAGGAACUGCAAAAGUGGCAGCAGGCGCAGGCGCGGAGGGUGAGCGAUCGGCCGCGCUCGCGCCCGACUAGCCAGCGGGGCUCCGCGUCGGGCUCACGCAGCUCCUCGCCUCACUCGCUGGGUUCCUCGUGGGCGCGGCCCGAGAGCCGGAAGGAGACAGAGCCCGACGGCGAGAGCCGCGACGCGCGGAGAAGCAGCGCGGCCUUCGCGUCUCGCGCGCGCGCCGCGACUAAGGAUCGAGACAGUGCCAGAGAGAGAGAGCGAGGCGACAAGCGGGAGAGAUAUGUCGGGCCCGUGAUCAGCCUGGGGGGCGAAGACAUCGCAAUCGUCACGCACCGCCGCCCCCCCCCCGCACGCGGCCCGCGACCGACGGGCGCCCCCAGCGCGAGCUUCGCGCCCGGCGCAAUAGAUGGCGGAGACGGAGAACAGCGAGAGGCCGAGAGGCCCGCGGAUGAAAAACAGACGCAAGAUGCGGCCUCGAAACUCGUCAGGGGGCUCCACCUUGCAGACUUCCCUGCCUUCGAUAUCUUCUUUGGGCGCACGCGCAAGGCCUCGCGCGAUAGCGACGUCUCUCUAGACGCGCAAGUCGACGACGAGGGGAACUCCGCCGCACAGAGAGAGCCCGGAGGCCGCUAG
This is a messenger RNA of Besnoitia besnoiti, 5556 nucleotides long. RefSeq lists its product as uncharacterized. Lineage: Eukaryota; Apicomplexa; Conoidasida; Eucoccidiorida; Sarcocystidae. Bases 1 to 5556 code for a protein of 1851 amino acids. The record is from RefSeq and is a predicted model, not a curated record. The transcript is spliced from 7 exons.